Closterium sp. Naga37s-1 is the source of this 2535-nucleotide messenger RNA. NCBI's taxonomy places the organism in Eukaryota, Viridiplantae, Streptophyta, Zygnematophyceae, Desmidiales, Closteriaceae. The record is from the annotation of a GenBank genome assembly.
AUGCUUGCAUUCAUGGUGCUGAACCGAUGUGUGUCUCCACCCAUCCGAAUGUCCAUCUCUGGUUUCUCUCAGCAAGAGAAUGCCGGGCAGCUAGCAUGGGCAUAUAUCUUGUCUACUUAUCAAGUUCGUGCCCUCCACGCUUCCCUACUUCAGACCCAGUUAGCCCAACUCAGAAAGGGAGAUGAUGAGACGGCGGAAUCCUACUGCAAUAGGACCCGCACCAUCCGAGCGGAGCUGCUGACCAUUGGACAGGAGGUCCACAUGGCCACGUUUGUUGCCCACGUGCUGAAGGGCCUACCACCGGAGUACGGAUUUCUUCGCCGCAAGCUCGAAAUUUCCAGCCCUGACAUGACGGUGGAACGCGUGUGCACCGAGGUGUUGAUGGAGGAGCAGACUCUCUACAUCGAACAGAGUUACAAGCAUAUCACCAGCGAUACAUCUGCUUUCUCGGGCGCUGUCAACACCAUCGUGGCUACAACGGGGGUCAACGGGAAGGAAGGUAAAGGGGGACGGGAGCAGACGGACAAGAAGAAGGAUGGCAAGCGGGAGAAGAAGCGAGCCCCCUUCAAGGGGCGCUGCUACAACUGCAACGAGGAGGGGUACAUGGCUGCGAAGUGCCCCAACAAGAAGAAAGAUACAACGCCCGCAGCAGCCGCGAACGUAGCUGAAGGAGACGAGAAGGGCGUGGCGCUCACCGUCGCGUGUUCGGCUGCAAAGUUGCUGGCCGACGACAAGGACUUGUGGUUCCUUGACUCAGGAUGCUCCCAACAUAUGACCGGCCGCAAGGAGUGGUUCACGGUGAUCCGUGACCCAUCUGCGACGAAAUCGGUCAAAGGGUUUGAUGGUUCUAUGCAGAAAGUUGCCGGUGUUGGUGAGGUUUUGCUGGAGGGCACUAACGGCUUGCGUGUGACCCUACAUGAUGUCCUCUUUGUGCCAGGAAUGAAGGCCAACUUGGUCUCCCCUGGGCAGCUCUUGGACAAGGGAGCAAAGCUGCAAACCGAGGAAGGUGUCACUCGCAUCAUCGCAUCAGGAGGUCGAGUGGCUGCAACGGCACGAUACUGCCAUCACCUUCACUGCCUUGACCUGAAACCGGGGCCAGCAAGGAACGGUGCAAAAGCUGCUGCGGCAUGCAACGGCACGGCGGCUGCAGCGGCAUCCACCAAUAUGGCGGGUGGAGCGGCGAGCAACGGCACAGGGGCUGCAGCGGCACGCAACGGCACGGCGGCUGCAGCGGCAAGCAACGGCAGGGCGGCUGCGGCGGCAUGCAACGGCAGGGCGGCUGUGGCGGCAUGCGACGGCACGGUGGCUGCAGCAAUAUGCAACAAUACGGCAGCUACAGCGGCAUGCAAUGGUAUGCCUAAGGCAUUUGCUGAGGUGGUGUCAAGCGCACCGGAAGAGAAUGACGAAGCAGCCAGCCUCACAACAUAUGCGGUGGGGACCGAGGCGAUGCUCAACCUGCGGCACACCCACCUUGAGAAUGACCAUGCUGGUGCGGUGCAGUGGACAGCCACAAACAGUGGCAUGCUAGGCAUGGUCCUAGAGAAAGGAGGGGAGGACACGUCGAGCGCCUCCUCCCAAGAAGCCAAACUCACUCGUCAAACGCUUCCGCUACCUGACGAGCGAGAGGGGGAGGUUCUUGGGAUGGUCCAUGGCCCUGAGCAGAAUCAGCCGCCAUUACGUACCGUCAUCAUAAUCCCAGUGCCAUCUGUGCAAGGGGGCGAACAACCGUUUGAUCGUUCGGUUGACCCUGCGGGCAGCAACGCAACCAUGGCUCCGCCAGCUCUCUGUCCAUCCUUAGCUGCUGGCUUGGCACCUGUGGGACCAGAGGUUGGUCCCUCUGCGGAUGAACGUCGUGCAGCUGAUGAAGACAAGGAAGGAGAGGCAACGGAACUGAAAUCGGCGGCAACCCAUGGGAAAGACCCCAUACCCACGGUUCCGCCCCUCCAGCCCACUCCCCCAAUCCCAUGUCAUUCUAGCAGGUCCAACAAAGGCAUGCUACCUGUUCGGCUUCCCGCAUCCACCAUGACGGCCUCGGAUGCGGUUGAUGGCAACAACAUGUACGGCAUUGCAUUCCUUGCUGGAGGUGUUUAUGGCACGGACAUCUACUAUGAUGUGGAGUACUUGGAUGAGGCUGAUGAGGAGGAAGGGGGAUUGGGGAGCAUCAUCAUCAACCUCGGAGUAACCUUGACCGGACCUGAAGGCAAGGUGGUGGACAAAGGUCUCUUCGUGUUGGAAUACAUGUCAUCCACGGAUGGUUACCUUGGUCUGCAGAUUGUGUGCGACCACCCCAACAAGACACUCCUCCUGCACCAGAAGGCAUAUGUGGCGAAGGUGCAGCAGCGGUUCUUCAAAGGGGCGCCACCGAAGAAGCAGCCGAUCACCCCUCUCUCCUCUACCAGCUUUGUCAUGGAGGAUGCUGAGCUGUUUGCCGAUUGCACCAUGACCGACCGCCUUGCAGAAGGACAGAUUGGGGACAGUUUGGGGACAGAUUGGGGACAGUUUGGUGAAAUCGAUCUCGGGUCGCGUUCGGUCUGA